AGCUGGAUGGAUAGCACGUCUCCGCCACAGCUGUAGAAAGAAGGAUGUGAAUUUUCGGCAUUUUCCAAGUUUGUCUCUAGAAGAAAGCAGCAGCUGGACUCAGCUCGACUACCUGGGUUCACAUAUAGGUGGUGUAAAUAACGGCUGGAUACUAACACAGCACGCGCCAGCCGUUUGAAAACAAACUGUUUUAAUUUUAAUGAAUUUAUUUUAAGAUUUGAUACCAGUCCAGCUAGCUACUGAGCAUCCGUCCAGUGAGCUGUAGACAGACACAGACAUCAUGAUGGAUUCUAUCUUAGACAGCUUAACAGCAGAGAAACUCUAUCCGACCAACCUGUUGGACCUGGAGGAGCUCAGCGACGGAGAUUUCCUCACUAAUGUGCCUUUCUCAGGGGACCAGAUGGACGACUUCAGCAGUGAGUUAUUCAGCAGUUUCUUUGACGACCAUCUAUUAGAGCGGCCCCUACUGUCAGACAGACCUUCACCUUUACACAUGGACAUGGAUGACAGCAGCCCAGAUAUUCAAGCAGAGCACAGCUACUCUUUAAGUGAAGACUCCGCCCCCCAGAGCCCAGCCCUGUCAAUCAAAAUGGACCAGGAGUCUGAAUUUGAAUGGAGCUUCAGCCAGGACCUUUCGGCCAUCUUGGUGAAACAGGAGGAGCCGGAUGUGGGUCAAAGGUUAGAUCCUCAGCCUCUCGUAUUAAGCCCUGCCCCCCCACACAGAGGGUCGCCGUGGAAACAAACGGAGCCCAUCCAGGACAGUGUGAAGCCAGUAGCCAUAAAAGAUGAACCCAGAGAGAUCGGACAGUACCUCAGCCUGCCCAGCGACGACGCUCUCCAGCUCCCGCCCACCCCUCCCAGCAGUAACCAUGGGGACAGUGACGGCUCCCUCCCCCCCUCCUCCCCACAUCUCGCUCUGCCACCGUCUUCCCCUCAGCCACAACAGAGGCCAGGAGGUCGCGCCUCCUCCUCUUCCUCCUCCUCCUCCUCCUCCACAGCCAUCUCUUCUUCACCUCUCCUCACUGCACCACAUAAGCUGCAGGGUUCAGGGCCCCUCUUGCUGACAGAAGAAGAGAAGAGGACCCUGGUUGCAGAGGGUUACCCAGUACCGAACAAACUUCCUCUCACUAAGAGUGAAGAGAAGGCACUAAAGAGGGUCCGACGGAAGAUUAAAAAUAAGAUCUCAGCUCAGGAGAGUCGGAGGAAGAAGAAAGAAUAUGUGGAAUGUCUGGAGAAAAAGGUGGAGAGCUACACGUCAGAAAACAGCGAUCUAUGGAGAAAAGUCGAAAACCUGGAGACCGCCAACAGGUCUCUCCUGCAGCAGCUCCAGAAGCUUCAAUCAUUGGUUUCAGGGAAAGUCGUCCCCCGCUCUUGUAAAAUGGCUUCAACCCAAACAGGGACCUGCCUCAUGAUGGUGGCCGUGUGUUUUGUCCUGGUGUUGGGCUCCUUCUCUCCCUGCCUCUCUCCCCUCUCCUUCCUCACUCACACCUCCGCUUUGUCCUCAUCCUCCUCUUCCUCCUCUUCCUCCCAUCCCUCCUCCUCUCCUCCUCUCCCGUCAGCGGACCUCUACACCACCAGUCAGGUCCGCUCCCGCAGCCUGCUCUUCUACAACGAAGGGGCUCCACUGGAGGAGAGUUUAGUGGCAUCAGAAGGGGAGAGGCUACAGUCAGAGAGCCACAUCCAGACCAGCCGAUACACAGCUGAGGCUCACAGCAGCAACCAGACGACUGGGCCCGAGUUAGACCGGAGAGAAACAAAACCAGAAGGAGUCUCCGAGAUUAUCUGACCCCGCCUGACCUCUCCUCCUCCCAUGACUUCUAACCUCUGACCCCUAAAAAAAAAAAGCCCCAAACCUCCAGAUUCCUGAACUCAGCAGGCUUCAUAUCCACAUCCAACCGGACCAAACUCAGACAACCAUCUCCACGAGACAAGACUCCCUCCCAUCCUCCACUGCCUGGUGCUUCACCUCUCUGCUUAAACAGACUCUGCUACACCUGAAUAUACUUGAUUUUAGAGGGAUUGGAAUUUCUACUUUUAUGAAUUAAAAUAUAGUAUCAUUUUAAAACUCAUCUAUUUAUAUUUAGUUUAAACAAUCAUGAAGACCAGUUAAGAGAGACAUUCAAAACACAUGGCCUUCAUUAAAGAACCUCUAGACAAUAACUUUACAGAUGCAAUUUCUUUAACAAAAAUAAUAUAUCACCACAAACUAGUCCGAUCGAAGCCACUUAAACUGUGAUCACGUGAGAGAGUAUUAUCUUGUCGUGCAAAGCAUUUAUUAGCUGCUUUUGCCUUCCUCAUCAAAACAAAUGCAGUGUAGCGUCGCCAUUUAGAGGGAAAGCAACAUCCUUUUUGCGAGAAUAAGCAAAGAGCUUUCUGUGAAAUGUGGUCUUAAUGUUGAGAGAAACAUUUUAAGAACUCAUGAACAUAAAUACAUGUAUACAGAUACUUGACGGACCUCCACUGUGGGAGCUUAUGGUGGCACAUGGUUUACUUCCAAGGCACUGUGGACGCACUACAUCGGGUCAGCGCUUUAUAUUUUAAUCACAUACCGUAAAGGGCUGCAACUAACGAUUAGUGUGACUAUCAAUUAAAGUGUUAUUUGCUUAAUCAAAUAAUCCUCAUAUUAGAGAAGCUGGAAGCAGAGAUUUUUCUUUUUGUCGUUAAUUGAUCGAUUCUGAUCAAUAUUCUGUUUCAGCUCCAUGUUAAUAACAGCACAUAAUGAAUUUAACAUGUGCUGCUACUAACGUGUUACAAAACUAAACGAAAAUAAACAUCCUUUUUAAAAGGAAGCUGUGCCAUUUUAAAAGUGCCUUCCCCUUACUUCAGUCAAAUAUGACCAACUUGGCCUUACACUUAAAGCCCACACACGCGCACUAAAAGUGACUAUAACUGGAGUACACACUGUUUAUUUUAAAUAAUCACAAACUGGAUCAAUGUUCAGGAUUUAUCUGGGGAAACAUUUUGAUUUCACAGCCAUCCUUGGUUUGAACUGCUUAUCUAAUAGUUGUGUAAUGUGCAGUCAAGAGUUACAACAAAACAUAUAAUAUGUUUUAUUUUUCCACAUUUUUGAAAUCCAUCUCUCUCUUUUGGGGGGGGGGGCCAUAUUUUCAUAUCAACGGACUGUUAAAGGGGUCCUGACAGAGGUUGGGGAAAAUUACAUAAAAGUAUUUUUAUGGAAUUAAAAAAAUUGUAUAUGUAAUAUAUUUGCAGCAUUCAAAAACAGCAUAUUUAAUUUAUGCAAAAAAAAAAGAAAUACUGAACGUGUUUUUAAGGUUAGUUCAUGUUAUUGUACUGUUGUUUUUCUAAAUAAUGUUUACAAAAAAAACACCAAAAUACAACUUAUAAUAUAUUCUGAGCAUCAAAAAAGGGCAUAUUUAUUUUAUGCAAGAAAAAAAAAAGGAAUUGUAUGUUGUUUUUUGGCAUUUAUGAUGAAGUUUUACAUGAUGGUGUGUAGUUUACAUGCUGUUUCAUGGAGUGUAAAACUUUCACAUGAUCUGUGUGUGUCUUUUAACUGUAAUACAGUGUUUAUCUUUCGCUGCUGUCGUAUGAAAACCUACGGGAGGCUUUUUGGUUCCCUCGUAAAUCCCAUUAGCUUGUACAAUUUAUUGUUUAAAAAGCACAUUUUUAGCCUCAAAUUUAAGUUUCUUGACCUAAAAAGCAAAAAUAAAUUCAUCACAAAUCAACAGCACAACCUUAAAUAAUUAAAACAUUGGCAUAAAUGCUUAAUGUAGAUAUCUUCUGUCAUAAAUUCAUCUUAUAACCUCCAACUAAUCAGUGGAGAAAUGUGCUCAUGCGACAGCAGUGUAUGUUGUAUUUAUUCCUGUUUGUAGAAAGUGUGUAUAUAUUGAUGAAGCCAAUCAGGGGACGAAUACAUUCAAGGAAGUAAAACACCACUAGCUUUGUUAUCUCUGCAAUUUGAAGGAACUCCGGGACAUUUACAAAAAAAAGAAUCUUUAUUUCUUCACCACUAUUCUGACAAUGAGAGAAACAAACAGAACAAUGAAUUAAACAAUGAAAUGUCAUGGUACUCCUUCAAAUUAAAAGCUAUAAAAACAGACAUUUCACAGUCCCAGUCCAAAUCUUGACGAAAUAAUUACAACUCUGAGUUAUGAAAAGCUCAGAAAUCUUAUUUUUGAUCUCCAAAACAUUACAAUUAACACAGAUUAAGUUUCUUAUCCAUCUGUGUAUGUAUUUCAUUUUGUGUGUGUGUACACA
Cottoperca gobio is the source of this 4215-nucleotide messenger RNA. RefSeq names its product cAMP responsive element binding protein 3-like 1 (gene creb3l1). Gene Ontology annotation, molecular function: DNA-binding transcription factor activity, RNA polymerase II-specific; cAMP response element binding. The coding region runs from base 281 to 1786 and encodes 501 amino acids. The transcript has 13 exons. The record is from RefSeq and is a predicted model, not a curated record. Gene Ontology annotation, biological process: regulation of transcription by RNA polymerase II. Lineage: Eukaryota; Metazoa; Chordata; Actinopteri; Perciformes; Bovichtidae.